This is a messenger RNA of Penicillium macrosclerotiorum, 1554 nucleotides long. Its product is annotated as bifunctional hydroxyethylthiazole kinase/thiamine-phosphate diphosphorylase. Bases 1 to 1554 code for a protein of 517 amino acids. Gene Ontology annotation, cellular component: cytoplasm. The transcript is spliced from 7 exons. Gene Ontology annotation, molecular function: magnesium ion binding; hydroxyethylthiazole kinase activity; ATP binding. The record is from RefSeq and is a predicted model, not a curated record. Gene Ontology annotation, biological process: thiamine biosynthetic process. NCBI's taxonomy places the organism in Eukaryota, Fungi, Ascomycota, Eurotiomycetes, Eurotiales, Aspergillaceae.
AUGCCACUUGAUCUCUCGCUGUACCUGGUGACAGACUCCACGCCGGCAAUCCUCAAAGGCCGAGAUCUGUGCGCAGUAGUUGAGGAGGCACUCAAGGGAGGUGUCACCGUAGUGCAAUAUCGGGACAAGAAAAGCGACACCGGAGACUUGAUCGCCACGGCCAGCAAGCUGCACCAGCUCACCCAGAAAUAUGGUGUCCCUCUCCUGAUCAAUGAUCGUGUUGAUGUCGCCCUUGCGAUUGGAGCGGAGGGUGUGCACUUGGGUCAAGAUGAUAUGAACUUUUCGCAGGCCAAACGACUUCUUUCCAAGGAUUCAAUCAUCGGUAUUAGCACCUCGAACCUGGAAGAAGCCCGCAAGGCCAUCGCCGAUGGGGCGGAUUACUUGGGCAUCGGAACAAUGUUUGCCACGCCAACCAAGACGAACACAAAGUCGGUCAUUGGCACUGCAGGCACCCAGGCUAUUCUUAGUGAAAUCAGCGAUUCGUCAGUGGGCACUGUCUCUAUUGGCGGCAUCAACCACGCCAACGUCCAGCGAGUCAUCUACCAAUCCAAGUCGCCGAAGAAGGCAUUGGACGGUGUGGCAAUUGUCAGUGCCAUCAUGGCGGCUGAUGACCCCAAGGCAUCGGCUGAAAAGUUUGCACAACUGAUUAAGAGCCCUCCCCCGUUUGUAUUGACCGCACAGACGCCCCGGGCCAACGAGGCCGAAGCCUUGCUGCAAGAAGUCCCCGCUAUCGUCCGCAAGAUGGUUGAGGUCCACCCGCUCGUCCACAACAUGAUCAAUUUCGUUGUCGCUAACUUUGUGGCCAACGUCGCGCUCUCUAUUGGUGCAUCUCCUAUCAUGUCUCCCUACGGCGAUGAGGCUAAAGAUUUGUGCAAAUUCGACGGGGCUCUUCUCAUCAACAUGGGUACACUGACCAGUGAAAGUGUCUCCAACUACCAGAAAGCUCUUAGGGCGUACAACGAACGCGGAAACCCCGUCAUCUACGAUCCCGUUGGCGCCGCUGCAACUGAGAUCCGUCGAAACGCGGUAUCUCAGCUGAUGGCAGGCGGCUACUUUGAUCUCAUCAAGGGCAACGAGGGAGAGAUCCGACAAGCAUGGGGAAGCAACACUGUGCAGCAGCGCGGUGUUGAUAGUGGCCCAAGCACAUUGGAUGGUCGGCAGAAGGCCCAAUUAGCACGAGACUUGGCCAAGCGAGAGCGCAAUGUGGUCCUCUUGACUGGAGCUGUAGACUACCUAAGCGACGGUGAUCGCGUUAUUGCUGUGGAGAAUGGCCACCCCUACCUAGGCCAAGUCACUGGGACUGGUUGUGCCAUUGGCUCCAUCUCGGGCUGCUUCCUAACUGCCCACCGCUCGGAUAAACUGCUCGCCGUGCUGUCGGGUAUUCUGAUGUAUGAAAUUGCAGCCGAGAACGCGGCAUCCAAGGAGUAUGUCCGCGGCCCUGGGAGCUUUGUACCUGCUUUUCUUGAUGAACUAUAUGCAAUUCGGACAGCCGCAGCCAAGGGCGACGAUAGCUGGUUCACAGGAAGGGCAAAGGUACAUGAGGUAAAGCUCUAG